AUGUAUCGGAUGACAAUGCAAAUAUUCAACAGAUUUACAAUGGAUGUCUUAAUGUGCGAGGUUCUUGAAGGCGGUGGGACUGCUAAUCCAAGGCAAGAGACACGGAAAAGCGGAAAAGUAGCUGUCAGACACAUGUCUGGUUUUCAGACGUCUACUGAAGCUGUACAAAAGUACACUGAUGCAGACGUCGGGUUUUGCUUGUUGCACACGAUAAUCUUUGCGCAUGGCGAGGCCCGCACAAGCUCCGCCCCCCACUAUGACGCCAGACGACCGCGCAUGACACAGGCUCCGGUCACAAACAAUUAUGUGUUAGUCACUUUCCAGGUGCUCUUAGAACUCUGUCGCCGAGGUGCUUGCCGGCGGCUGGAAAGGGUUAAGGUGAUCGCUGUCAAUCAGAUAAUCGCCAGCAAAAUGAAGGAAUCGCCAACCCUCAUAUCCGUGACGGUAUUGGUGAUGUGGGCGGCGAUCGUGGGCGUGGAAGGCGUGGUCGGACACGGCAAGAUAUCGGGCGUGAGGGAGAUAUCGACUAAGGGAAGGAUUUUCUACACUUACCGGGGAAUUCCCUACGCGAAGCCGCCCGUGGGAGAGUUGAGGUUUAGGCCCCAUCGUGUGAGUGUUGGAUUACCUGUCUUGGUGUACCUGCAUGGGGGGGGCUACCAUGGGGGGUCGGGGGAGAGCGCCCCUCCCCACGCCCUGCUCAACGAGGAAAUCGUCCUGGUGGUUCUGCAGUACAGGCUCGGCGUCCUUGGAUUCCUCUCCACGGAGGAUGACGUCAUCCCUGGGAACUUCGGCCUCAAGGAUCAGACGCUGGGCCUCCGGUGGGUGCAGAGGAACAUCGCCAACUUCGGAGGCGACCCCCGCAGGGUGACGCUCCUGGGCCAGGGGGCGGGGGCGGCCUCGGCGCACCUGCAGAUGCUCAGCUCGAAGUCCUUUGGACUCUUCUCCCGCGUGAUCCUACAGUCGGGGACGGCGCUGUGUCCUUGGGCUCUCGGAGGCGCACACAAGCAAGUGGCGGACUACACGGCGCGGCUGGUCGGCUGCUCCUCGGACCUGGGCGCCCACCACCUUCUGCAGUGCCUCCAGGCCGUUCCUGCGGGCAAGCUGGUGCACACCAUCGCCGAGUAUUUUGUGUGGAUGGGCAGCCCCCUCCUGGUGGGGCCCCGAGUGGAUGGGGACUUCCUGACUGCCUCCCCCGAGGUCCUCAUGCUCGAGGCCAGGCACAGGGAGGUCGACCUCAUCACUGGCGUCACGGCACAUGAGGGGGCGCUGCUUGCCACAGCCAUCCACACCAACGAGACUCUGAGGUCCUCGAUCCGCAACAACUUCUCCCUGGCGGGCGUGGCGUCGCUCGAGUUCAGCCAGGGGGACGCGACGCCCUUGGACCAGGCGCACAAGAUCUUCAAGCACUACCUAGGCGGCCUCAAGCUCGACAAGGCCCAGGCGGGAGAGCUGGCUAAGCUGUACGGCGACCGCCACUUCGCCGUGUGCCACGACCUGACGGCCAUGCUGCACGCCCGCAACGCACGCCCGUUCAAGAAGACCUUCAUGUAUGAGCUCACCCACCGCGGGCUGAGCUCGACACUCCCGCCCGAAUUCGCUUUCCCGCCCGCGAAUGGAUGGGUCGCGCAUAAGGACGACCUGCUGUACCUCUUCCCGGGCGGCGCCAACCAGGUGCGAGGGCGUGAGGACCUGCGUCUGCGUGACCUCAUGACCAGACUGUGGGCCAACUUCGCCGCUACAGGGAACCCGACGCCCGACGCCAGCCUGGGGUUCACGUGGGAAGCUGCGACGGAAUUCUGCCUGCGACACUUGGCCCUCAGUCCGUCGCCUGUGAUGAUGGACGACUCGCGACGCAAGAUUCGGGAUUUCUGGGCAGGACUCCCGACCCGACAGAACCUGAUCUUACAGCCGUCACGGAGCGGGGGCGUGAAGCCUCGAGAGGGGAAGGGCAAGGGCGAGUCCUAUGGGGCGUCGCCUACACGCCCGGUGCUCAAGAAGCCAACGAAACACAACGCUAGGGAAGAGCUUUGAGUCUGAGAGAGAAAAAGGUUGAAAAAGAUGUUUUGUUUACCUUUCUGACGCUAUGGCAGCCUGGUUAAUUGGUUGGUUGGCUGUUACUUAAUAGCUGGAUGACUUAGCGAUUAGUUCUCCAGAUGAGUGUCUUUGUCUAUGGGUCUCUCUUUGGUCCCUGACAGACUAACGUGUUUCUUGUUUGGCUGAUUGGUUAGCAGGAUAUGUAAGUGAAAAAGUGAAGCUCAGAAAGGCAGUGUGAGUGAUGCUGCACGUUCAGCUGGUUGAUUUAUUUAUAGAUUACUAAGUUCAUGUUUUUUGUGUUGUUUUUCUUGUUUCUUUGUUUGUUUUGUAAAUAUCAGAUUGGCUAUGUUGACUGGUUGAUUGUCUCGAUUGCUUUUACGUGAUUGAUAUAUACAUUUCGUUUGUUGAUUCUUGAGGAAAGAGCUCGAGAAAAAGUGAAUGUAUAAUGUAACAGUUAACAAUA
Penaeus vannamei (Pacific white shrimp) is the source of this 2497-nucleotide messenger RNA. Lineage: Eukaryota; Metazoa; Arthropoda; Malacostraca; Decapoda; Penaeidae. The record is from RefSeq and is a predicted model, not a curated record.